AUGAAGCUAACACUUAGUGCAUUGUCAAUUUUUAUUGCUGUUGUCGGUCUCGUGAGUUUUUUAUUUCUUGUUUUAGCUAUCGGGACUGAUUUUUGGUACAUCAUUGACGCAUCCAAGUGGGAACGAAACUCCUCAAUGUCGCUCAGCUCUCACUCGGGACUAUGGAGAACUUGUGAUUUCCGAAGCAAAUGCUGGCCAUUGGUAAAUCCCUUUGGAAGCGUGAACGGCAACUUCACAGAUUCUGAAAGGCAGCUUCUAAAAAUGCAUGGGACUUUUGUCAUCCUGCUUCCACUCAGUCUAGUUAUGAUGGUCUUUGGGGGAAUGGUUGGCUUCAUCUGUAUUUUGGCCAGAGCAUAUCUCCUGCUGCUUCUUACUGGAGUACUUCUACUGUUCAGUGCACUGAUUACCCUGGCGGGCAUUAGCGUCUAUGUGGCAUACUCGGCUGCUGCCUUUAAGGAAGCCCUCUACAUUAUGAGACAGAACACUCUGGAGGACAUCAGCAUUCACUUUGGCUGGUCCCUGGCCCUUGCUUGGAUCUCAUUUAUUACAGAGCUCUUCACUGCCAUUGCCGUCCUGCUGACUGCCAGAAUUGUGGGUCUGCAGAGACGGCAGCAUCAGGAAAUAUAA
Megalops cyprinoides (Indo-Pacific tarpon) is the source of this 627-nucleotide messenger RNA. RefSeq names its product transmembrane protein 114-like. The transcript is spliced from 4 exons. Gene Ontology annotation, cellular component: apical plasma membrane. Bases 1 to 627 code for a protein of 208 amino acids. NCBI's taxonomy places the organism in Eukaryota, Metazoa, Chordata, Actinopteri, Elopiformes, Megalopidae. The record is from RefSeq and is a predicted model, not a curated record.